Haliotis rufescens (red abalone) is the source of this 704-nucleotide messenger RNA. RefSeq lists its product as uncharacterized. The transcript has 4 exons. Lineage: Eukaryota; Metazoa; Mollusca; Gastropoda; Lepetellida; Haliotidae. The record is from RefSeq and is a predicted model, not a curated record. Bases 176 to 667 code for a protein of 163 amino acids.
ACACACGUUGUCACAGAACCCCCCAAGUUCCCUGAUCUACCACACAACGUACAGCACAGUACACGGGUUGUCACAGAAACCCCCAAGUUCCCUGAUCUACCACACAACGUACAGCACAGUACACGGGUUGUCACAAAACCCCCCAAGUUCCCUAAUCUACCACACAACGUACAGCAUGAGUCCUAGUGUCAAGUAUUCAGGUGGCAUGACUACUGGGGUCAAGUAUUCAGGUGUUAUGACUCAUAGUGUCAAGUAUUCAGGUGUCAUGACUACUGGUGUCAAGUAUUCAGGUGUUAUGACUCCUAGUGUCAAGUAUUCAGGUGUCAUGACUACUGGGGUCAAGUAUUCAGGUGUCAUGACUACUGGGGUCAAGUAUUCAGGUGGCAUGACUACUGGGGUCAAGUAUUCAGGUGGCAUGACUACUGGGGUCAAGUAUUCAGGUGGCAUGACUACUGGGGUCAAGUAUUCAGGUGUCAUGACUCCUGGGGUCAAGUAUUCAGGUGGCAUGACUACUGGGGUCAAGUAUUCAGGUGGCAUGACUCCUGGGGUCAAGUAUUCAGGUGGCAUGACUACUGGGGUCAAGUAUUCAGGUGGCAUGACUACUGGGGUCAAGUAUUCAGGUGGCAUGACUCCUGGGUUCAAGUAUUCAGGUGAUGUCACAGAGUAGCUGGGCAUCUACAGGACUCCUCCAGAUCAGGUUUUAG